AUUGAAACAGCAUGAUACAGGCGUGGAGGAUACAUGCACCUAAGAAAAUGUGAUGCUAGAUAUGAUUGGCAAAGACAUUAUUAUAUCCUUGCUGUCCUGUCGUUUCGGGAUUACUAUGACGUCACGCUGAUACUGUUCCAUGGAUGAAUGCAAAAGAACUAUAGAGCAGAAAAUAAUACAACAAGCCGAGACUAUAUCUUGCAAGACUUACGUUAUGCGUUUAACCCUCCUUUGCUAAAAGCAAAAUAGGUAGGGUUUCUUUGUAUUUCUUUUUCCUUCUGAGGAUCAAAAAAACUCCAUAAAGCCCUGAAGUGCGUGCUAGAUAUCUGUAAUUUCUAAGUGCAAUCAUUUAUUAUUGAGUAAAAGGCCAAACGUGGGAAUGUGUGCGAGUAGGUGCAUUUGAAGUACAUUUUGGUUACAAUCGAUCAGCAGGAAAAAAAAAAAAUAUUGCCGAUGGUAACAAAAGGAGCAGCAAUGUCCUUCUCUCAGUUUGGAUAUCCUUACAACAGCACUUCGCAGUUUUUUGUGUCUGCAAACCCCAGCACGACUUGCUAUGAUUCAGCCUCCAGAUCUGUGCCCGAUGGCUCUUCUGGUACAGCCCACGCUGCAGCCGCUUUUUGUUGUCCGUCUUACGAGAACAGAUUGCUGGCUAGCACUCGAACUGAGCUCAACGCAGCUCUGGGCAUGUACAGCUCUCCCUAUGCAGCAGCCAGCCAGAACUAUGGCAACUAUUUCCCCUACAACACAGACCCGUCCACCCUCUAUUCAACACUGAACCCUCAGUACGACAUUAAGGAUGGUGCUGGAAGUUUGCACGCGGGGAUUGCGCAAUCUGCUGCCUGUUACCACUACGACCAGUCCCUGGGGCAGUACCAGUACGACAGAUAUGGCACCAUUGAUUUUAAUGGUUCAGCCAGGCGCAAAAACGCCACUCGGGAAACCACUAGCACACUCAAAACGUGGCUGUACGAGCACAAGAAAAACCCUUACCCCACCAAAGGGGAGAAGAUCAUGCUGGCCAUCAUCACCAAAAUGACUCUGACCCAAGUGUCCACCUGGUUCGCCAACGCCAGGAGGAGGCUGAAAAAGGAAAACAAAAUGACCUGGUCCCCAAAGAACAAACCUGGAGACGAGAGGAAAGAUGACCUUGAAAAGGGAGACAGGGAUGACUGUGACCUGGAAAGCCUAGAUAAAGAUUCGAAAGAAUGUAAAGAGAGUGAUUCAAGGCUGAGCGAUCUGGAUGACACAGAGGAUGAGGAAUGCUCAAAGCUAGACAGCGACUGUGAGAAAACACCUCACCAAGGCCAGAUUCUCCAGCGAGACAUGACGGCGGAGCCACAGAAAACGGACUGCAACUUGACUAUUACGCGCAAUCAUUUCCACGCGUUUUCAUGCAAUAAGAACGGGUCGUCUAUGGCGUCGGGUGUCUUAGAAAACGCAAUAACUAAACCGUCAAGCAUAGCACCAAACAAUGGCGUUGUUCCUCAUCAUUAUGAAACAUCAGACAAACCCAGAAUUUGGUCUUUAGCACGUACGGCAGCUGCCGGUGUUAUUUUGCGAACUCAUAACAGUGAUGAAAGGACUGUAAAUGCAGACGGUCAGCUCCAAGUAAGGCAUUCUAUGGUUAGUGGCGCACUGUGUAGCGAACUCAGGGCCCAACAAGAAGCGAGGAGCCGCUCUACCAAAGGGCAUGCUUUCGAGGACCUCCCACAGUCUAACAAGGUUUAUAGAACUUCCAUUUUUAACCAGAAGUCUCUCCAGUUGCAUUGUUCUUCGUUUCCCGUGUUGUCCGAUACGUGCCAAUAUUCGUCAGGAAUGGAAGGUUUUUCACAAAAUGUGAAAUCUGACCAAGGACCCACAGAACUCGGUGAAGAGUGUCUAAUACAACAGGAUGACAAAAUAACUGCAUUCAGGCCCGUGCUGAAGAGAUGAGGUUGGCUGAGAUCUGGGCAGUAAAAGGUGGAAAGUGUAUGUAACGCCUUCAAUUAUGCACUAAUGAUCUUCCGAGAUGUCGAGAGAUGGACUCCGCAACUACUAAACGAAUUGCCCAUGAACAUUGCCACAUUCUUUAACGAUUCCAACCCGACACUCCGGGAGCUCGAUGUAGCACUGGCAGCUUUGCACAAUUUCAUUUUAUGGUAUUGACUGUCAGGAGGUGUAAAUGAAGUGGAGGAUGCAAUCGGAUAGCAACUAAAACUAGAUACUUAUUUAUGCACUGUACAAUAAUUGUAGUUAGGUAAUACUUUGUUUCCUGUUGUAAAUCAACGUCUUCCUACCCCAUGUGGUCAUUUUAAGUGUUAUGUUAAAUAUCAGUGUUUUAAUGUGUUACUGUGUGUCAGAAUUUAAACGUGUAUUUGAUGUUUUAUCUUUAUUUUAACAUUAUGUUGUGUUUUUUCUUAUGUGUAUUCAAUGGGGGGUGGUAACGUGUCGAUUAUGUGACUUUGCAAAAGGAGUCUCUUGGUCAUGUAAAAUAACAUAUUUUAUAGAAUUAAAGAAAAGGAAAUGAAAAACAAACCUUGUUUUCCGAGCGAUGAUUCCCUCUUUAAUGUUCAGACAGCAGAUUUAUAUGUAGCAAGUUGAUCAAAGUUCAUGAGCUUGACUCGGCUCUCCAAAAAGGAACAUUGUUAGUACAUACACAAUUCAGUCAAGAGCAUUAAUGAACUUUACAAGGCAGAAAAGAAAGACGAUAGCGUUAGCAAAUUGUUUUUAUUUAAUGAGAAGUGGCAUCAAACACUUUCAUACUGUUCACACUAACAAACGAGGCAGGAAUGCGGGAUGAAUGCGUCUUUGUUUCCUGUGUCUGGGAGCCGUUGCAAUAAUUUAAUAAUUCUGGCAACUAAGGGGUCAUCUAUAGAUCAAACCAACAACACCCACCCUCGGGCUUCAUUUGAGUCCACGUUUACAAGAUCUAGUUUGUGGUCGGUCAAUAGAUCUGUCAUCAUCAUUAUUAUUAUUAUUAUUAUUAUUAUUAUUAUUAUUAUUAUAAAAAGGAAAUGCCAGCUUGUAUGAAUAUGCGCCAACUAAACCAAACGCAUGAAAAAUAAAUACAAACUCCAGCAACACAUUUUAAACACGUCUUGUUUUAUUUUUAUACUGUGCACUGCAAAGACACGUCACACAAUUUUGAUAACUUGUUUGUGUGCGUCUAAAGUAUAUUCUCAGACAUUAAAAUAAAGAUUAAGAUGUAUUUUUAAAUCUGUUGCAUAUAAAGAUUUUGUUCCAUUCUUAAAACUCUUUUUUUUGUUUUUGCAGUGUUGAAACUACCUUGCAGUCUUUAUUUAAAUGCAUAUGAUAAAAGGUAACCAGAGAUGGGUAUGAAUUGCAUUUUUUUACUCAUCACUCCUAGAAAACACACUCAAUGUGGGGAAUAAUGGGUUUACAAGAGAAUUAUAGCCUACAGGUAUUAUAAUUUGUCUUUUUGUUUAAAGGUGAACGCGACUAUUUUGUUAGAAAACAAAUAAUUAUAUAUUAAAUGUAAGUGGAAAACAAGACAGUGGCAGAUCUUAAUACCACCACACUAUACAUCCCGGUGGUGUUUUUGCCACACGUACUGUAUGUCCUACAAACAAUUAUUAAACAACUUAGGUUG
Molecule: messenger RNA, 3589 nt
Organism: Acipenser ruthenus (sterlet)
Lineage: Eukaryota; Metazoa; Chordata; Actinopteri; Acipenseriformes; Acipenseridae
Product: Iroquois homeobox protein 6a
Exons: 7
Coding region: 454-1932 (492 amino acids)
Biological process (GO): regulation of transcription by RNA polymerase II; neuron differentiation; cell development
Cellular component (GO): nucleus
Molecular function (GO): DNA-binding transcription factor activity, RNA polymerase II-specific; RNA polymerase II cis-regulatory region sequence-specific DNA binding
Source: RefSeq, a predicted model, not a curated record